Molecule: messenger RNA, 363 nt
Organism: Vicia villosa (hairy vetch)
Lineage: Eukaryota; Viridiplantae; Streptophyta; Magnoliopsida; Fabales; Fabaceae
Exons: 1
Coding region: 1-363 (120 amino acids)
Source: RefSeq, a predicted model, not a curated record
AUGAAGGAUAACAAAACUGUUGAUGAAUACUUUGAAGGAACCUUAGCCAUUGCAAACAAGAUGUUUUCUCAAGGUGAAAAAAUGGAGAAAACCACCAUUGUUGAGAAGGUGUUAAGGUUCAUGACCACAAAAUUCAAUUAUAUGGUAUACUCCAUAGAAGAAUUGAAUGAUGUUUCAGAAUUGUCCUUUGAUGAGUUACAGAGCAGACCCUUUGUGCAUGAGCAAAGAAUGAAGAUCAAUCAAGAGAAUGACGAUGAACAAGUGUUAAAGAUUGUAGGUUACAACCGAGGUGGUGUUAACAAUCGAGGUAGAGGGCGUGGUGGUUCUCAACGUCGUGGUAGAGGAAGACAGAGUAAAGAUUAG